Molecule: messenger RNA, 1131 nt
Organism: Aureobasidium melanogenum CBS 110374
Lineage: Eukaryota; Fungi; Ascomycota; Dothideomycetes; Dothideales; Saccotheciaceae
Exons: 2
Coding region: 1-1131 (376 amino acids)
Cellular component (GO): mitochondrion
Molecular function (GO): (3R)-hydroxyacyl-[acyl-carrier-protein] dehydratase activity
Source: RefSeq, a predicted model, not a curated record
AUGGCUUGCAUAAGAGCGGUACGGUCAAGCUCAUUGAGACUCGGCGGCUGUCAACGAAGAUGGCAGUCUUCAUAUGCGCAUCUCGAGGCAGAAAUGACGACGAGGAAGAUUCGGCCAGUAUUCGAUGACUUGACGUCGCAGAACUCGUUCAGACUCAAUGUCUCGCUGGCCGACUUCUUACCAAACACAAAGCAAACUUGGCUAACGAAACAUUGCAGCGCUCCGCUCACGCCCCCAGCACCGAACCAGCCACUACCUAUGCCAAUUCCUCACCAUCUGCUAUACUUCGAGCCCACAAAACCUCCUUCAGACUUGUUACUCGAUGGCACCAACCCAGAUCAUUCGCCUGGCGAGCCCUUUGUUCGCCGCAUGUGGGCUGGCGGCAGUGUCUUGUUCGACUCAAAGAAGCCUUUGCUCAUGGACAAUAGUCGUGCAGUAUGCCUCGAAGGCAUUCGAGAUGUUGCAGUCAAAGGCAAGCCUGGAGAUGAAAAAGUCUUUGUUGGUAUUGAACGCCGCAUUGCCGCCUUGAACAAAGACGAGGAGAAGGCCAUGGCAGAUGCCAAUGGUCAACUAGACAAAAUACUUGCUCUCGAAGAAAACAUCAGGCAGAGGUUAUGGAUGCCAUCUGAUGUCGAAUUUGGUCCUGCAAAUAUCAUCGAGCGCCGCAACAUUGUCUUUAUGCGCGAGAGAACUCCAGAACAAGCAAAAGCAGCCGUUGCUGCUGCCAAAAAGCCUGGCAAGAUGUUGAAACCUCAGCAUGAACCUCAAUUUCACCACACAAUCCGUCCAGAUGCUCAGUUGCUGUUUCGAUACAGCGCCUUGACCUUCAAUGCUCACUCGAUCCACCUAGACCCACAAUAUUGUCAGACUGUGGAAGGCCACAAGCACUUACUGGUUCAUGGCCCUCUUUCUUUCACGCUCAUGUUGACAAUCUUGCAAAAACAGCUAGCGAAAGAGGGAGGCCGUGAGCAGAUCAAGUCAGUCGAGUACAGAAAUCUUGCACCGCUCUAUGCCUACGAUCCACUGAAGAUCUGCGGAAGGAAAGCUGAUGACCAGAAGUACGAGGUUUGGGCCGAGACUCCAGAAGGCGGUAUCGCUGUGAAAGGUACUGUCAAGACAGAAAACGUGUAA